Durusdinium trenchii is the source of this 1936-nucleotide messenger RNA. The record is from the annotation of a GenBank genome assembly. Lineage: Eukaryota; Dinophyceae; Suessiales; Symbiodiniaceae.
CAAAAACAUCUAUAUAUCACUAAGCUUAGAGCCCAUGGACACCUCACGCCGUGGUUAAUGACCUGGCCCGGAGCAUGGGCACGGUGGCCUCCGCCGGGAAGGCGGUGAAGAGCGUUUGGAGACCUUUCCGGCGGAAGGGAGCUGCAACAAGCUCUGCAAGCUCAGCCGAGGCACCAGGUCUCGCACCUCAAGCUGCCGCUGAAGCUCCUGCUGAAGCUGCCGCUGAAGCUGCCGUUGCGACAGGAGACACCAAGAGCGAUCUCCUCAUCCCUUCGCGUGAAGACCGCUCGAAGGAAGCUACUGUACAGAGAGAUACCACUUCUUCCGGGCGCGAUGCUGCUGAAAAGAAGCGCUCCCGCUCCCGGCGUGAAGACCGGGCAAAGACCGCGGUCGCGGAAGGUGACGAUGUCCUCCGCGCCGUCCACCGUGACCGCCGUGCAAGCCCGAAGGCCGAGGCCGCUGGAGGCACCCCAGACCGGACGGCGACGUCCAGCAAGGCGCAAGAUGCAGGUCAGCGCACGCCCCUGGCGGACGGUGAAACAAAUGCCGAAGGAGCCCACCAGGCGCCGGCCAACGCCACGGCCGAGAGCGGGCUCACGAGGCUCCCCGAAGGCAGCUGCACCCCUGAGUUGCUCGGAUCCUCCUGGAGGUUGGCAAAGCUGAAACUGAGUCAUCGUGAACCUAGGCCGAUCUCUCCCAUGAAGGCAGAUGAGACGCCCAUGCCGCCCUCGCGCACCCUGGAGGAUCUUCCAAAGCCUUGGGUCCGGGUGCCGCAUGAGGAUGAGUUCUACUUUUGGAACACUGAAACGGAUGAGGUCACCUGGGACUUCGAAGACUGCUUCACAGCAGCCUUGUCGUUGCCAAUCAGUCCGACCGAAGCGGGCCUGCAAGAUAGCCAGGCCGUUGAGGGCUUGGACUCGGAGGAAGAGGACGAGGAUUUGGAGGCCUUGGCUGCAGCCCUGCGCGAAGCGAAGGUCUGGCAGUCGGAAGCCUCCAUGGAAUUGGCGAACCCGAACCUUCCCGCCGAGAACGUCACGCUUCCAAGCGUCGAAGUGGUCCCCGAGCAGGCCUCGGACUCCGACCCCGUGGCGAACACCACCGGCGACCCCGUGGCCAACACCACCACCACCACACCAGACGCGAAGGUCCAGAUGGCCGCGGAUCGGCCCCUGAUUGACCCGCAAGACCUGAGCUUCAGUCGCAUGGGUUUCCUCUCUCCAGGAAGCCCGCUACGCCGCACCAUCUCCAGUGCCAUCUCCCGACGCGCGGGCGACUUCUACGAGCUCUGGCGCGAGCAACGGGUCGGGCAUAGCAGUGAGAGGCUUGCAGGAGCCCUGUUCUUCGAGUCUUUUGUGGAGCAACGCUCCCGAUCAAGCUCACCGCAGAAGAUGGGAUCACCCAUGAAACGCCCUCGUGAGAAGGAGAGCCCCAAGAAAAGAGUGGCGAGUUCACAGGAUGGCGGACCACGGAGACUAAAGCCCAGCCCGAAGGGCGAGGUGGUGAGCCCUCCGCGGCGAAGGAGUCCCGCCGAGGCUAGCCCAGCUCGCAAUCCUGAGGAUGGCCCUCCAGGCAGCCGUUUGCGCCAGGAGAGGCCAGCUCCAAAGGAUGCGAACGCCUCGAAUCCAAAGGAUGCGAAAGUCAAGGAUCCAUCCCAGCGACCUCCUUCUGCGGGCGUGAGCUCCGUGCGAGUUCCGCGCCCAAGGAAGGUGAGACUCGCCCCAUGUCCCAUGUGUUCGACUCCGUCGACUGCGCAGGAGGUGCCUUCGCCGGCCCCAAAGUGCACGGACUCCUUGCGGGAGGAGCUCAGAGGCGCACGGCAGCGGAAGGAGGCGAAGUUGGUGAAGGUCUACACUGGCCCAGUGUUGCCUGCCUUCGGGGAAGUCGGUCAAAUACAAACAAGACCGGCGUGGAGUUGAAUGGCGAAAAUCCGCCAAAA